Leptidea sinapis is the source of this 3978-nucleotide messenger RNA. RefSeq names its product cytosolic carboxypeptidase 1-like. The record is from RefSeq and is a predicted model, not a curated record. Gene Ontology annotation, biological process: protein side chain deglutamylation; C-terminal protein deglutamylation. Bases 172 to 3603 code for a protein of 1143 amino acids. NCBI's taxonomy places the organism in Eukaryota, Metazoa, Arthropoda, Insecta, Lepidoptera, Pieridae. The transcript has 24 exons.
CGCCAGUCGCCAGUCGCCCACAUAAAACGCGUUUUGUUGAACUCAGUCCGCCUCAAGCCGUCGCGAGGCGCUGUACUCGCCACGUACUCAUAGUAAACACAAUUUGAAACAUAUACCCCAAGCACUGCGACCAGGACCACUCCUCACAAACAUAUUGUGACAGCGCACCGCAUGGCUGACGAAGCCGUGUCUGACUGUCUGUUCGAGCGGCUGCGUCUUCAUCAGCAACGAGCACCAGACGCCACGGAAGCUGGCCGCUCCAUCACCGCUCGCAUCAACUCCAGGCUCACUUCUCAUGACAAACACGUCCGCCAAAGCACGCUCGAGAAACUAUGGAACAAACAAACAGGCGCAAUUCAAAUGCUGCUGACGAUUUUGGAGAACUCGAGAGAUUCGGCAACAGCUACAUACAUUACUUCAAUAUUAAGAGAAUCAAUAUGUUUAAAACAAGGAAAAGGAAAAAAAUGUUCAGUUAUCACUGAUACAUCAAAGAAGAAAGAAACAAAAAAGGCAGGAAAAGAAAACAAAGCUCCAGUAGCUACGAAGGCAAACAACUUAUUGAGACAACAAUGUGCGGUGGAGUUGAUUGCUAUGAAAGGGACACAAGGCAUUGUGCGAAGAGUGACGAUGUGUGUACAUGAAUACCGCGACCGUCACUCCGCCUCAGAGGUUCUUCUUCAACAUCUACUGUGGAUACUGUCUCCUUUGGCCUCUCGAGAUCCGAAAUUCGCGAUGAAAAUGCGAAUGUUGGGAUGCGUGAGGACAAUGCAUUUAGUUCUGAAAGGACAUUUUACAGACAAUAAAUUAAUCUUUCCACUGUUGGUUAUUAUGAAACAGCUCGCUAAGAAUCCUGUAACAACAACAAUUUUGAUCAGAGAUGGCGUUAUCGCGACCUACGAGAGAGUGUUAGUGAGUCUGGGCUUCAUACCGACCGCUAGACUGCGGUUGUGUCUAGACGCUAUCGAUUACUUCAGUAAAAACAGGAUAUGCUGUAUGCAGAUCGUGAAAACGGGACUCUGUGGAGUUUUGCUGAGAGUGUUCGACCGCUGGGACCGCUACGAAGGACGCAUGAGACUAAAGAUUUGUGCACAUAUACUACAGACAUUACAACACCUAUGUAAUACAAGAGCUGGCAGAAGGUCGUUAUGUACUAAGAAAUAUGUGCAAAUCUUACACAGAUUUUGCUCUCAAUGCCCAGACGAGCCAGAAUUCGAUGGACUGUUAGCCCGGGUGUGCUCUGUUAUCACAUUGUGCCUCAAGCAUCAAGCUCUACCGGUUCCAGUAACUAGUCCAGCUUCAUUUAAUCUAAAUCCGAUUUUAAAAGGCACCAAUGCUACAUGGCCGUGUCAUGAAGAUGAUGAGGAUGCAGCUAACUCCGACGGGAAACCUGUUAUGUCGGAUCUGGAUGAAGAUAGCCCCGAUACUGACCUCGAAGGUGCUGAUGACUAUCCUGACACAGAUUUCGACGAGAGUGACAUAAAGCCUGACACAAGUGAUGAAGGAACGAAAAUACAAAAAAAGAGCGGAGAUAGUUUACAAACUUCUCUGUGGAUAAGCCCCAAUGAGAGAGAUAUUGAAGACUUGAAAAAAUACUUUGUUUAUUUUAAAGAAUUUGGUUCCUACAAUAAGCAAGUGAAGUUGGUGAAGAGUCGAUCCAACUCCCGUGGUUCAAUACUCGAGGACUUUAUCACAACACAAUCACCAAACAGAUAUAUGACAACGCCACAUCUCUCGCUAUCUACGAGUUUUGGGCCUGAUUUUGAGAACUUUACCGGAACUUCGCAAGUACCACCGUUCAUGCAAGGUUCCUUUAGCAAAAUGCAUGAAAGUUCCCCAACAAACUCGUAUUCCUGUCUGAAAAUUCAUAAAGACAUCUCGAGACACGGCUCCUUCCCCUUCGUUUACAGUACGAUAGCGUCCAGGGUCAGAAGUGUAAUCCCGUUUGUGAAAGUUGCGUAUCCUGACAUGAUGGGAGGACAGGGAUCGGGACACCCGGAGCCGCUGAAUGAGAUGGAGAGAACUGCCUGUAGGAAUAAAUUGUUGUCUUGUGUAGAUAGAGCAAUUAAUCCUGAGGGAUAUAUGAAUGAAGUAGUCUACGAUUUAGACAGUCUAGUAGGAUCCGUCACAAACGAUGCAUCGCCUCCAAAAAGUUCAAGCGCUGAGGGUGUGUUCCUCACCAACACGGACGAGCAGGAAGUAACAAAACUUAAUAAUUUUUCAACUCGGCUUAGUUUUGAAUCGAGAUUUGAAUCUGGAAAUUUAAGGAAGGCCAUUCAGAUAGGUCCAAGAGAGUACGAGCUGAUUCUGAUGCCAGAUGUCAAUUCGCCAAAGCGCCACCAGUGGUUCUACUUCGAAGUGAAGCACAUGCAGCAAGGACGCCCGUACAUAUUCAACAUCGUGAAUUGUGAGAAAUCUGAUAGCCAGUUUAACUUCGGCAUGAAGCCUGUUAUGUAUUCCGUGAAAGAAGCAGUUCUCGGAAGGCCCGGAUGGGUUCGAGCUGGCUCCGACAUCUGCUACUACCGCAACAGCUACUUCUACGCCAAUCUGAAGAGCCAGAAUAAGUGCUACCUCACUGUCACCUUCAACAUCAACUUCCCGCACACCAACGACGUCUGCUACUUGGCCUACCACUUUCCGUUCACGUAUUCAAUGAUGCUGACAAGAAUAUGGCAAUGGAGUUCGGUACUUCCUCCUGGGACUUACCUCAGAAGCGAACCCCUCUGCUACUCUCUCAAUAACAACGAAGUCCCUCUCCUCACCAUAUCAUCAGAAGACUCUCAAACGAAUCCAAUCGCUGAUCGGGAAAUAAUAUUUUUAACGGCUCGAGUUCAUCCUGGCGAGAGCAACGCCUCCUGGGUGAUGGACGGCACCCUCGGUUGCCUGUUGGCGAGUUCAGCUUCUGCCUCGCUGCUGAGGUCGAAGUAUGUGUUCAAGAUUGUGCCCAUGCUGAACGUCGAAGGAGUGAUCAACGGGUGCCAUCGAUGCGGCCUAACUAAUGAAGAUUUAAACCGACGCUGGUGCAAGCCGAGCCCUGUAUUGCAUCCUUCUAUCUACCACACAAAGGGCCUAAUAGAAUACUUGGUGCGAGUGUGGAAGAAGCCGCCGCUCGUGUAUUGCGACUUCCACGGGCACUCCAGGAAGAAAAACGUGUUUUUCUACGGUUGCGCGGGCGCAGAGAGCUGGUGCAGCACCGACAGGAUGGGACUGGACGAACCUGUCAAAUAUCUUAUGCUUCCGGCGCUGAUGCACCGGAUAUCGCCGGCAUUCGCACUCGGCUCAUGCUCAUUCCGAAUAGAGAGGGAGCGAGAGAGUACAGCACGUGUCACGGUGUGGAGACACCUGGGAGUGACUCGCUCCUACACUAUGGAAGCAUCCUUCUGUGGCUUUGAUAGAGGACCGUAUAAGGGUUUUCAUCUCAACACGCUUCAUCUGCAGAACGUUGGAAGCGAUUUUUGUGAAGCCCUUAACGGCUUAAGCGACACGGCAAGUAACGUCGACAUCCAACUUACGAAGGACUUGAACGGUGAAGUGGCGAUCGACAGCGAGCCGGGCUCUGGGUCAGACAGCGUACUGAAGACAGAUUCCGACGAAGACUUUGACUAAAUCACCGGAUGUUAGUCCUUAGAUGAAACAUCUCUCAUUGAACUUACCAAAUAGAAACGAAUUCAGCAUCACUGCAAACCAUUACUAUAACUGCUAUGUCCAAACGUUUAGUUAAAAUUAGUAAAAUUGCAUCACGUAUUGAUAAUAAUUUACAUUUUAAUUUUAAAUGAUAUUUAUUAUGUGCGUGUCGACUUACCGCAGUGUUCAAUAAGGACAGAAAUGUUCAUAUUGAUUAUUUGAUGUCCAUUAAUUUAUCUUAAGGAUUGAAAAUUAAUUUAUAAUAUUGUAAUGUAGUCUGUUAUUGAUGUUGGUAUGUUGUAAAAUUAUUUGUAUCUAAUGGCUUGUGAUCUCAGUAAUAAAGUAUGAAAGCUCAAA